AUGUCAACCUUCGAUGGUAUCGUAGAAGUUGAUUAUUUUCGAAAGAACCCCAAUCGACCAGCUCCCCUGGCAUGUUUCCUUAGCCAUGUUCAUAGCGACCAUCUUCAGGGCCUGGAAUCGUUGAGAGCACCUUUCAUAUACUGCUCUGCUGCUACGCGAGAGAUCCUUCUCCGCCUUGAGAAGUAUCCCCAUCGCAUAAACUUUAGCAAGGGGAUAUUGGAGUCAAGGAAGCAGCACUACAAACACCUAUCUAAACUGUUGGUUCCAACAGAGAUCGAGUUGAGCCCAAGAAACAAUAUUCGUGUCACCCUCUUCGAUGCUAACCAUUGUCCCGGUGCUGUUAUGUUUCUCAUAGAGGGGAAUGGAAAAGCAAUUCUGUAUACCGGCGACAUUCGGGCGGAAUCUUGGUGGGUUGAUAACCUCAUCAGAAACCCAGUCCUCAUUCCAUAUACCCUUGGAAGCAAGCUGCUUGAUAAGAUAUAUCUUGACACAACAUUCGCUACGAAAUCUGAUGCGUACCAAACUUUUGCUUCAAAAGCGGAAGGAAUCAGAGAACUUUUAGAGAAAGUACAAACAUAUCCAGACAAUACUCUGUUCUAUCUACGCGUAUGGACAUUUGGCUACGAAGAUGUCUGGCUAGCGUUGUCAGCUGCCCUUAAUACCCGGAUCCACGUUGACCGAUAUCAAAUGGGAGUGUAUCAAUCCCUAGCGACGCGUGUUGCGAGCGGUUUUGGUAUUGAUGAAGCGCCAUUCCUUUGUGGAUUCAGGCUUGGUAAUUCGCAAAUUCCUGGUUGUUUAACCCUCGAUCACGGAACUAGAAUCCAUAGUUGCGAGCCUGGUAUGAUCUGCUCCACCAUUUCUAGAGGCCCCUUCGUAUACAUUACACCCGUUGUAUCACGUUUGAAUGACGGUUCCGAGGUUCCUGAAUUGGGAGCUGGAGGCGGAAAGGGUGACCUUUACCAAAGCCAUGAGUUGGAGCUACAGGAUGAUUUUACCUUCCAGCAACUUUUGAACGCAUGUUCUGAGCGUAUUCAGGACGAGGAAAUCCGUACGUCGAUAAUAGCGGCUUUGUCAGAAGCGCAUAAGUCGAAAUCAAAAUCGUUGUCACUCGACGCUUACGGGAUAAAGGAGGAUCAAGAGAUCUCAGUCCAGCAACUCGUGAGUAUUCUAAGUCGAGGGACAACAGGGAACCUAUCAGACCCCAAUACCGUCGAAAUACCCCCAAAUGAAGAGGGAGAACCGGGUCAUAAUUUCCCAAACACAAUACGUUUUCCCUAUUCCCGUCACUCUUCCUAUGCCGAACUCUGCAAUUUAAUCAGAGCCUUCAAACCACAGGACAUCUUCCCCUGUACAAUAGACCCUGUGACGUGGAACGAAGAGGUAUCCAUAAGCACGCUAUUUGGCCAUCUAUGCUCUAGUUCAAAUUUCGCCCACGAUGAGUUCAUGAGAACGAUGAGUGCCCAGCGAUCUAGCAGCCGGCCACUGAAACGGAAGCAGUUGGAAAGUGAUUCUUCAUCGACAAAAAAUUCAACACAGCAGACAGAUCUAUCUAUCUCUUUCAUCCAAAAUAACGAGCUGCCUUCAGUUAUCCCACCAAUCAGCAACAGGGAACAUGAUUCUGACUCGGGUCGCGGACCUGGAUUGCAACUUCAACAGGCUGGUAAUUGUCCUGGAGCGACCUCUCUGCCCUCUCAGCAGACGUCGAAAAAUACAAACCUAGAAUCAUAUAAUAUGGACUCACAAUCGUCAUCCCUGAACUCCCAAAUAGUCGCCAUAAAACACAUUUUGAAAGAAAAACACCGAAAUCACGAACUGGAAUUCCACUUCCCGUCUUCAUUUCCAGACUACAGUAACGAAAAUGCUGCCAAUGGCGAUCCUCCCCCGCGAAUCUCACAAGCCCAACCGCAGCCUCAAAAUAUCAGCAUAUCCAUUUCCCUCCCAGUUCCACAGCAACAGACCACCCAAGACGAUAAUUGCCACCAACCACCCACCGGCACCAAUAUCCUUAAUGACGACAAUGACAGUCCCGCCGACAAUCUCCUCGACGAUGAGAGCACCUGCUCGCUGUCUCCUUCCGCUUUUGACUCCGAACAAUCCAUGACAGACACAGAUAUGACGAGCGCGAGAAGGAAGCGCCGUAUGGCCGCAUACCAUGCAGCUCGUAAGGGCACGUACGAGGCAUGGUCUACUCUCCACUCACCUGUCAGUGCAGGCAAUAACCAUACCGAGGAUGAGGUUGAGCUAUAA
Molecule: messenger RNA, 2247 nt
Organism: Histoplasma capsulatum G186AR
Lineage: Eukaryota; Fungi; Ascomycota; Eurotiomycetes; Onygenales; Ajellomycetaceae
Exons: 7
Coding region: 1-2247 (748 amino acids)
Biological process (GO): protection from non-homologous end joining at telomere; double-strand break repair via nonhomologous end joining; interstrand cross-link repair
Molecular function (GO): 5'-3' DNA exonuclease activity; damaged DNA binding
Source: RefSeq, a predicted model, not a curated record